Molecule: messenger RNA, 3427 nt
Organism: Rhodamnia argentea
Lineage: Eukaryota; Viridiplantae; Streptophyta; Magnoliopsida; Myrtales; Myrtaceae
Product: glutamate receptor 3.6
Exons: 6
Coding region: 427-3261 (944 amino acids)
Cellular component (GO): plasma membrane
Molecular function (GO): glutamate-gated receptor activity
Source: RefSeq, a predicted model, not a curated record
CCUUGUCUUGUGUCUUCGUCCCAUCACCAAAAAUGGCAUCUCUCUCUCUCUCUCUCUGGAGCUCUCCAUCUUGAAAUCUUCUAAGUCUGAUUAGAGUGGCCAGCGACAAAUUAUCUCGCGACAACCAGCCAAAAGCAGAGCAGAGAAAUGCUGUCUCACCACACACAUACCCGCUUCAUUACCCGUUCUGGUCUCGGGCGCUAGUCCAUGCUGCUCCUGGGUAUUGUAUAGCCUGAUUCUCAGACCGAAGCUCCACAGGCGAGAGAUCGGAUUCUUCUGAGAGGGUUUGUCGCUAACCUCCCAAAGUAGCUCCUUUCUGCUGUUCAUGUGACUUUUGUCUUGCUUGAUUAAUUGCUGCAAUAGCUGGGCCAGCUUGGUGCUCGCUUUUGAGCGGCAAGAGCGAAAAAGGUUUUGGCCUUUGGGAGUAUGCAGGCGGGCGCCAACAUGAUGUGGCUCGCGGUGCUUCUGGUUUUGCAAAGUGGGCUGUGGUCGUUUGGUGGAGCCGCCACGAAUGCUUCCACAAGGCCGGAGUCUGUGAACAUUGGGGGCGUCUUCUCCGUCAACACCCUGAUAGGCAAAGUGGCCAGAGUGGCUAUUCUUGCUGCGAUUGAGGAUGUGAACACUGACCCGUCGGUGCUUGGUGGAACCAAGCUCAACCUUACGAUACAGGACACCAACUACAGUGGCUUCCUGGGCAUAGUUGAGGCUUUGCAGUUCAUGGAGAGCGACACGGUCGCCAUAAUUGGACCCCAGACUUCGGUCACUGCUCAUGUGAUAUCGCACAUUGCGAGUGAAUUGCAAGUCUCUCUGCUCUCGUUUUCGGCCACGGACCCGACCCUGUCCGCACUCCAGUUCCCUUAUUUCAUAAUGACCGCGCAGAACGAUCUGUUUCAGAUGGCCGCAGUAGCGGCGAUGGUGGACUUUUACGGGUGGAGGGAAGUGACAGCCAUCUACGUUGAUGAUGACCACGGGCGGAACGGUAUUGCCGCGUUAGCAGACAAGCUCUCGGAGCGCCGCUGCAAGAUCUCUUACAAGGCACCGAUGAGCCUGGAGGCGACUCGGGACGAUAUGACCGAUGUGCUGGUGAAGGUGGCGUUGAUGGAGUCGCGCAUCAUUGUUCUUCACACUUACUCCACUCCGGGACCUCACGUGCUUGAAGUGGCCAAGAAUCUUGGAAUGAUGGGUAAUGGAUACGUUUGGAUCACAACUAACUGGCUUUCAACAAUCUUAGACACGAGCUCGCCGCUCCCUUCGGAUGAGAUGGAGAGGUAUCAGGGAGUCCUCUCGCUGCGUCCAUACACGCCGGACACCGGACUCAAGAGGAAAUUUGUUUCUCGGUGGAGUAACUUGACGAGCACAUUUUCGACUAAUGGGACGUUUGGACUGAGUACCUACGGCUUAUAUGCGUAUGACACAGUUUGGAUACUUGCUCGAGCGAUUAACGCGUUCUUUGAUCAGGGUGGAGUAAUUUCGUUUUCAAAUGAUUCGAAGUUGACCGGCCUAAGUGGGGGGAAACUGCACCUCGAUGCUAUGAGCAUCUUCAACAGAGGGAAAUUGCUGCGCGAUUCCAUUCUGCAGGUCGAUACAACAGGCGUAACUGGCCCUAUUCGAUUCACUCCUGACAAAAACCUUAUUCAUCCAGCAUAUGAAAUCAUCAAUGUGGUAGGCAGUGGAUAUAGGAAGAUCGGCUAUUGGUCUAAUUACUCUGGCUUAACAGUGGUGCCUCCCGAGACGCUGUACUCGAGGCCACCAAAUCGUUCCAGCUCGAGCCAGCAACUGCACCCGGUUAUUUGGCCUGGAGAAACAACACAGAAGCCUCGUGGUUGGGUUUUCCCAGACAACGGUAUGCACUUGAAGAUUGGAGUCCCGAAGAGAGUUAGCUUCCGCGAAUUUGUGUCGCAAGCAGAAGGCACGGCUGAUAUGUUCACUGGUUACUGCAUCGAUGUCUUCACAGCCGCUUUGAACUUGUUGCCUUAUGCCGUGCCUUACAAGUUCAUCCCGUUCGGGGACGGUCACAGCAACCCAAGUGACACGGAGCUUGUUCGGUUGAUAACAACUGGGACUUUUGAUGCUGCAGUAGGAGAUAUUGCGAUCACCACCAACAGGACUAGGAUGGCGGACUUUACACAGCCAUAUAUCGAGUCCGGGCUAGUCGUGGUGGCCCCGGUCAGGAAAUUGGACUCUAAUGCGUGGGCUUUCUUCAGGCCGUUUACGUGGAAGCUGUGGUGCGUGACGGCCUUAUUCUUCCUCAUUGUCGGAGCAGUAGUGUGGAUUCUGGAGCACAGGUUGAACGAUGACUUCCGUGGACCUCUUAGGAGACAAAUUGUCACUAUGCUGUGGUUUAGCUUUUCAACUUGGUUUUUUGCUCAUAAAGAAAAUACCGUGAGUAUGCUCGGUCGCUUUGUGCUGAUCAUGUGGCUGUUUGUGGUUCUUAUCAUUAACUCGAGUUACACGGCAAGUCUGACCUCGAUCCUCACAGUCCAACAGCUUUCUUCUCCUAUCAAAGGGAUUGAAACAUUAUUAUUGAGUAAUGAUCCCAUAGGAUACCAGCAGGGAUCUUUCGCCCGCAAUUAUUUGAUAGAGGAACUCAGCAUUCAUGAAUCCAGACUUGUUCCUCUCAUCAUGCCAGAAGAUUAUGCCAAGGCCUUGAAAGACGGUCCUCACAAAGGCGGAGUUGCUGCGGUGAUCGACGAGCGUGCAUAUCUCGAGCUUUUUCUCUCAACUCAAUGCGAAUUCAGCAUUGUGGGUCAAGAAUUCACCAAAAAUGGAUGGGGAUUUGCAUUUCCACGGGACUCGCCCUUGGCUGUUGAUAUGUCGACGGCGAUUCUGAAGCUCUCGGAAAAUGGGGAUCUCCAACGGAUGCAUGACAAAUGGCUAAUGAGAAGUGCAUGCACAUCACAGGGGACGAAGCUCACACUCGACCGUCUUCACCUCAAAAGCUUCUGGGGCCUCUUCGUUCUGUGCGGGUCAGCUUGCUUCUUGGCCCUCUUCAUAUAUUUCCUAAUGAUGGUCCACCAGUUCAGCCAGCACUAUUCUGAGGAACCCGAGAGCGCCGCCUCGAGCUCCCGAUCGGGCCGUCUACGGACUUUUCUCUCUUUCAUCGACGAGAAGGAAGAGACGGUGAAAAGCCGGUCCAAGAGGAGGCAAUUGGAGCGGGCCUCCAACAGGAGCACUGACGACGACGGAUCGCUGAAUGAUUCCAAGAGAAGGCAUAUCGAAUACUCUUCGAACAACAACUUUACUUCCGGUAAUCUAGUUUAAGUAAAUGUAAAUCCUUCCCAGAACUCCCACUGUCAGUCACAAGAAAUCUUUCUGAUACGUGAUUUCAAACCUUGUUAUACUCCAUAGCUGUGUUUACACUCGUUGACAAUUGUAAAUUGUUGCGACUCAGAAAAAAAUCGAGUAAAGGGUAUGCUUUACAGGGAAA